Messenger RNA from Stomoxys calcitrans (stable fly), 1692 nucleotides. RefSeq names its product exopolyphosphatase PRUNE1 (gene pn). Gene Ontology annotation, molecular function: exopolyphosphatase activity. The transcript is spliced from 2 exons. Lineage: Eukaryota; Metazoa; Arthropoda; Insecta; Diptera; Muscidae. The record is from RefSeq and is a predicted model, not a curated record. Bases 73 to 1188 code for a protein of 371 amino acids. Gene Ontology annotation, cellular component: cytoplasm.
UAAUCUACCUCGUACUUUUGAGGCAGCAACACAGGCGAAAACAAUUUUUUUUGGCAAUUUAUUUAAAACAAAAUGUUAAAUUUUUUAAAACAAUCUCGAAACUUGCUGACCUGCCCUAUACAACCAAUUUGUAUUGUUAUUGGCAACGAAUCAUGCGAUUUGGAUUCUGCCGUUUCAGCAGUUUCAUUGGCUUACUUCUACCAGAAAAGUAAAGAAAAGCCAAAGACACCGCCCGAAUGUAAUUUCGUGCCCAUAUUGAAUAUAUGCCAAAGGGACUAUCCUAUCAAAACCGAGGUGAACUAUCUCUUUGGCAAAUAUGGCAUAACCGACGAGUUGUUAACAUUCAGAGACGAAGUGUCCGAUGAUUUUCUUAAAAGCUGUCGAUUUUGUCUUGUUGAUCAUCAUGUCAGUCCUUGGUCCGACAAGACAGUUGCCAUUUAUGAUCAUCGACCAUUGGAUAAAACAGCAUUGAUACCAGAAGAAUGUGACUUGCACAUGCACAUGGUCGGUUCUUGUGCUACGCUUAUAGCUGAUUUGUUUAUACAAAAUGAAGUCAUACAUGAAGAAGCUCGAAAUGUGUUAGAAAUGCUACGAGGUGCCAUAGUAUUGGACACUGUCAAUUUUUCUAAAGAAGCAGCCAGAGCUACUUCAAAAGAUAUUGAAAUAUGCUCAAAACUGGAGGAAAUAUUAGAAAUAGGAAAUGCUGUAAACAAUAGAAAGGUAUUGUUUGAUGACUUGGUUCGGGCAAGAUCCGAUGUCAGUUCCUUGACUGCAGCACAGCUUCUGCGAAAAGAUAAUAAAAUUCUAGCCUCUAACAAAGAUGGGAAUAUGAAAAUUGCCAUACCAGGAUUCCCCAUGCCAGUGAAGGAAUUUAUUACUAAAGGAAAUGCAGAGAAAGCCAUUAGAGAAUUUGCCAUGGAAAAUAAAUGUGCAGUAGUUCUACUUAUGGGAAUGUUUGUUAAUCCAGAUGAUAAUGCGGUGCAUAGAGAUAUAGGUUUAAUAAACUUUAACAAUGGCACUACAUGCGAAUUUAUAAAGCAGAAACUAGAAACAUUGACAGAGCCUAAUUUAUCCCUAGAACAGUUGAGCUGUUGUAAUUUUAUGAAUGGAUCUUUCUACAAACAGGGCAAUAUAAGAGCAACUAGGAAACAUAUUCUGCCGGUAGUAAAAAGCAUUUUGGACCAUUGACACUGGGAUAAAAUCGUCAAUUGCAUAUUAGAUGGACCGGUAUUUAUAAAAUGUUUGUAUAGGAAAUUAAGUAAUACUAGCUGGCCAAGCGGGCUUUCCUACACCCUAAAAGGAUAUUAAAAAAUAAACUGUUCUUUAAAUAUUAUGACGCCGCUGUAUCGGAGUAUCAAGAUUUUCAGGGCCAUUGCUCAUUCUGUCUAUCGUAUUUGUUAACAUGUUUUAUUGGUAUUGUAUCCAACACAAUAUUAUUAAUUUCCCUCACGUCUUUGAGCAAAGUAUAUAAUGCCGGUCGGCCUGUUUAUUUAUUCGAGGGUUUUUUUUGGAGGACAUCUUCGACACUUGUCCCCAAAUUCGGUUAUCAGGUUCGCAAAUUACUCUGAAGUUUAUUUUAGCUUCGAUUUGGGCGAAUUUUUGUACAUUAACUAUGUAAAGUGCUUUGAAAAAAUUUCCUAACUAUGGUUUAUUAUCGCAUAUUGAGUACAACUGAUAGGCUUAAGGUUUCUU